Penicillium soppii is the source of this 1518-nucleotide messenger RNA. RefSeq lists its product as uncharacterized. The record is from RefSeq and is a predicted model, not a curated record. Lineage: Eukaryota; Fungi; Ascomycota; Eurotiomycetes; Eurotiales; Aspergillaceae. The coding region runs from base 1 to 1518 and encodes 505 amino acids. The transcript has 4 exons.
AUGCCGAAUUUCGGUGCGGUCUGUGCAACAAACCCUACAGUCGCCGGGAUCUCCGCGACCGGCAUCGACGUCGCUGUGCCAAAACCUUUGGCCAGGAACGCGCAUCUAAGCGGAAGUCUUGUGAAACCAUGGGAAAACCAGGAGAUCGGACCGGAGCCCAUGUCGCCCUCACAAGUCACUCUGGAACCAACAUCCACAAGUUUACCCUCCGUGACGCCCGUCUCAGCCAUAAGCUUGCCCAAGGGUGGCAGCAAUAGUGCUGUCGGUAUGGAUGACAUCGCCUGGAGCCCCACCCUCAAUAAUAUGGGAUUCGUGCUGUACCCGCUAGGAGAUGGUACGGGGUUCCCUGGUCAGGAUGCAUGGCCUGACGCAACAUCGGGCUUCAUUGGCGACCAUUUGGACAGUCAAACGUCCCCCUUCUUCCUUGCGCAGGAGAAGUCCAGAGCACCGCAUCUGCUAGAUAAUCGUUCUCUAUUACUUUCCAAUGAUUCGUUGGAUGUUCCUUUACCACAUCUAUCUUCGUCAAUAGGCAGUAGUCACCAUGAGCCGUCCUCGGGACAUGAUGAUACGGAGACCUCUCCCUCCGGUGUCUCCUGGGAUAGUUCAAGUAUGUUUGCCAGCUCAUUUGUCCCAGACCUGUCCCUUCAAGCACUGCGAGACACAAACAAUCUAUCUCAGGAUCUUUUCGGGAUCGUACGUGAGUAUCCACGAAUGCUGCUGCAGCCCAACUUCUGGUCGCCCUUCAUCCAUCACCGUCUCUACCGUUGCUCUAAGGAUGGAAUGGCUGAGCCCCUCGGCAUUGCUCUGGCCUGCGUGUCGGCCUAUUCGAGCUCUGUUGAGUCCAGCUUUGAGUUUGUUGACAACAUGAUCAACUCGCAACGGGAGCGGCUGGUCCGCGAGUUCCACCUUUACAGCGACCGUCCGGAAACCUGCCUCGCCGCCCUGCAUGCGGUUUGCGUAUAUCAAAUCCUCGGGCUUUUUGGAGGGACGUCUAUAGGCAGCCCAAGAUCGAGUCACAGCACGCCCUUUGUAGAUGGGAGUGAGCGACGUCGCGAAGAAGCGGGCAAGGCCGCAGAACUCCACGGGUCCUUUUUACUUAAGAUGACCAGGCGUCUCUGCAAGUUGCACCAAAAAGCCGUCAGAAUGAAUGAAGCAGGCUGGGCCGAGUGGAAAUUUGCUGAAUCUCUCCGUCGCAACGUCUUCUUCAUUCACAUAGUUAAUAUACUCGCGGCCGAAGCCCGGAAGCUGCACCAUGACUACUUUGAGCCCUUGAAUGAUGCCAUGAUUCUACAGAUGCCCCUUCCAGCGCCGGAGGAUAUGUGGCGCGCCUGCAGCGAGGAGGAAUGGCGAGUGGCCCGCGAAUACACCCAGCCGACGUCGCAUGCCUCGUCCACUCUGCAGGACCUACUCGAUCUGGGGCGUGCCGGAAGUUUGGGCGUGGCAUCACUGCAGCCUUUGACAAGGUUGAUUUUGGCGUGUCAUAGUAUCGGACCCAAAGUUAGCGAUGGAGAGGAGUAA